Molecule: messenger RNA, 1875 nt
Organism: Mustela erminea (ermine)
Lineage: Eukaryota; Metazoa; Chordata; Mammalia; Carnivora; Mustelidae
Biological process (GO): virion assembly; proteolysis
Molecular function (GO): aspartic-type endopeptidase activity
Source: RefSeq, a predicted model, not a curated record
AUGAAGCUUCCCCCUCCACCGGCACAAGCAUUAAAUUCCUCAGAAUCUGAGGAAGAAUCGAAUAACCUGCCGGAGGAACGCCACCCCUUACCAUCCCCAAUGGCGGGAAGACUUAGGGGUCGCAAGGAACCUGCAAAGGAGGGGUCUUCCAAGCUCCUUCCCCUACGCCAAGGAGGGGGCCCAGGCAACCAAUUCCAAUACUGGCCCUUCUCGGCCUCAGACUUAUAUAACUGGAAGUCCCAUAACCCUUCCUUCUCACAGGACCCUAUAGCUUUGACCGCUCUGAUCGAGUCCAUUCUAAUCACGCAUCAACCCACUUGGGAUGAUUGCCAGCAGCUCUUGCAGACUCUUCUCACUACAGAGGAGAGACAAAAAGUUUAUCUGGAAGCCAGAAAAAAUGUUCCGGGAGACAAUGGAAGACCUACCCAGCUCCCGAAUGUGAUUGAUGCCUCCUUUCCCUUGACCCGUCCUGACUGGGAUUUCAAGGCUGAAGGUAGGACCCACCUAAGUCUUUAUCGCCAGUUACUCAUAGCAGGCCUCCAUAAUGCAGGACGCCGCCCUACCAAUUUGGCUCAGGUAAGACAGGUUACUCAGGGCUCCGAAGAAUCUCCAACCGCUUUCUUAGAGAGACUUAGAGAGGCUUAUCGUAGAUAUACCCCCUUCGAUCCUGAUAGCCAUGAACAGAGAGGAAAUGUGUCCAUGGCAUUCAUUUGGCAGUCAGCGCCAGACAUUAGACAUAAGUUACAGCGACUGGAGAAUUUACAAGAUUUCUCAUUACAAGAUUUGUUAAAGGAGGAGCCCCCCCCUGAGCCCAGGAUAACCCUAACAGUUGGGGGGCAACCAAUCACCUUUUUGGUAGAUACCGGGGCACAACAUUCUGUCUUAACCAAAACCCCAGGACCAUUAAGUAACCGGACGGCAUGGGUUCAAGGGGCCACCGGAGGAAAACAAUACCGUUGGACCACGGAAAGAAAAGUCCAUUUGGCCUCAGGUAAAGUUUCUCAUUCGUUCCUUCACGUACCUGACUGUCCCUAUCCACUCCUGGGGAGAGAUCUAUUGACUAAGCUAAAGGCCCAGAUUCAUUUCGAAUCAGAUGGACCCACAGUGACCGGCCCCAACGGGACUCCAUUGCAUAUACUCACUCUACAGUUAGAAGAGGAAUAUAGACUGCACAAAGCCCCCCCCCCACCUCAGAGGGACAUAAAACCCUGGCUCACAUCUUAUCCAAAUGCCUGGGCAGAAACAGGAGGAAUAGGACUAGCUGCCCAGCAGCCCCCCAUUCACAUACAGUUGAAGGCAACAGCCAUCCCUGUCAGUGUUAGACAAUAUCCUAUGUCUAACGAGGCCCACCAAGGCAUCAGACCACACAUACGGCGGCUACUAGACCAAGGCAUUUUAGCCCCAUGUCGGUCUCCCUGGAAUACUCCUCUACUACCUGUCAAGAAACCUGGUACAGAUGACUACCGACCAGUCCAGGACCUAAGAGAGGUCAAUAAACGAGUAGAAGACAUCCACCCUACCGUGCCUAACCCUUACAACCUACUUAGCACCUUGCCUCCGACCCACUCCUGGUAUACUGUCCUAGAUCUAAAGGACGCUUUCUUCUGUUUAAGACUAAGUCCCCAGAGUCAACCCAUUUUUGCAUUCGAGUGGAAGGACCCAGAAUUGGGAAUUUCAGGUCAGCUAACCUGGACAAGGCUACCACAAGGAUUUAAGAACAGCCCCACGUUAUUCGAUGAGGCCCUCCACCAGGACCUAGCCGAUUUCCGGGUAAGACACCCCUCCCUGAUCUUACUCCAAUAUGUCGAUGACAUCUUACUGGCAGCAACAAAUGAGGAGGACUGUCAAACAGGAUACCCCUUUCGUCUGGACUGA